Cherax quadricarinatus is the source of this 331-nucleotide messenger RNA. The record is from RefSeq and is a predicted model, not a curated record. Lineage: Eukaryota; Metazoa; Arthropoda; Malacostraca; Decapoda; Parastacidae.
GAUUAUUUAAUUUUGUUUACAGGAAUUACAAGCUAAGGUACAGAUGUUAGAGGAGCACAACAAGAAAUUAUCACAGUUACUCUCAAGAAGUCCUGUGCCACAUAAAAUGUUUGAAACACAAAAGUUGGAGACAAAGAAAACUAUUGCAUGUUAUCCCAAAAGACAAAUUCUGCUGAAAAUUGCUUACCUGGGCUGGAACUACCAGAGCUCUGCUUCACAUAGUGAUAUACAGAAGAUGGUUGAAGAUAAACUGUUGCAGGCUCUCUUAAAAGUUUCCUUAAUUGAUGCUCCUGACUCUGCAAAGUUCCACAGGUAGUUUUUUUUUUUUAAG